UCGAGUAUUCGUACCACGUACCUGCUGCAUACGGUGGGCCGUAACGCCGGAGAUAUAUCGAUGGGGAUGGUGCAGGUGCAGGGAGUGGCGGCGGCAGGGAGGAUGCCUUCCAUGGAGGCCGAGCCCAAGACGCUCACCCUACAGCAGCUCAACUACGCAAGGGAGGCGGCUCUCUACGUGGUGAGCACCAAGACGACCGAGGAGGCCAUCAGAAUCUUUACCGACGGCCUCAAGCCGGUGAAGGGCGUGCGGAAGAUGGGCUCGUCCACCACCGACUCGUCGGACGACGACGUAGAGCUCGACUCCUCCGAGAACUCCACCCCGCGCGUCGGCGGCGGCACCGGCUGCCGCCGCCAUGGGCGCUCCAUCAAGAGAGACAUCGCCACCGCACCCUUCUAGCUAGUUAGCUGUUUCAGUAGUUCUGAACUUCUGCUUGCUCUGCCAUAUUUUCUGUCUUCUUGCCUGGGUUUUCAGCUUUAGCUUUAGCGCGGCAAAUUUUGAGGUGCGUCCUGGCCUAGAGAAGGCUACAAGAGACGUGAAGCUAGCGUGCGUGCUGCGUGUGGAGACGUGUGUGUACAUAUAAUCAGCAGAUAGCUCUGUACGUUAGAGCUUUGCCUCCCAAGUUAAUUUCCUUGUGUCGUUCA
Messenger RNA from Lolium perenne, 644 nucleotides. RefSeq lists its product as uncharacterized. Lineage: Eukaryota; Viridiplantae; Streptophyta; Magnoliopsida; Poales; Poaceae. The record is from RefSeq and is a predicted model, not a curated record.